Molecule: messenger RNA, 1584 nt
Organism: Parascedosporium putredinis
Lineage: Eukaryota; Fungi; Ascomycota; Sordariomycetes; Microascales; Microascaceae
Source: the annotation of a GenBank genome assembly
AUGGAGCGAUCACAAGCGCCUACCGGACUUGGCUUAGAGAACACAGGAGCCUCCAAUGCCCUUGUUCUCGCCGGUCCCCUCAAAGCAUCUCGAGCUGUCGAGCAGCUAGACCAGGCAGCCUUCGAGGAGGCCCAACAGCGGGACGACACCGCAACCCGCGCAUUCUCCAAUGUCCAGAUUACUACCAGUGACGGUCGGUGCCUGUUCGUCGACCUGCUUUCAGGUGACUUCAGGGCCAACCUCACUCCACUCCAAGUUGCCGCCUGCGGAAGCACCGACGGCCAGGGCUGGGACGUGAUCACGGCCGGAAAACAUAACGACCAGGCCGGCGCAGCGCUGCUGGUCAACACCCUCUCCCAAGCGUGCCUCAACUUUGACCCUAGGAGGGCUGCCGGCGAUCAGGUGAAUCUCUUUUCCUGCGGCGGUCGAGCCGACGGUGGUGGAGAAGUCACCAACUCGCAGCUUUUCGACUUUGCCGGCGGCGCGGACCCCCUUGCCUUGACCCCUCGCAAUUCACAAGGCCAGUGUCUCACCGUCAACGGUAACGUGGUUGGCAUUGCCGCAUGCGACACGACUGAUGAUGGCCAAACGUUCACUAUCGGCGAGGAGCCUCGCCCGGCGGAGAAGACGACGGGCUCAGCCGAGGACCCGGCCGAUGACGAGGGAGAAGUCGAGGAUCCAGCCGUUGACGACGGAGAGGCCGCUCCCGGAAACGACCGAGGAAAUAACCAAGGCGGUGGCCGAGGAAACGCCGGGGAAAUAACCAAGGCGGUGGUCGAGGAAACGCCGGCGGCAGGAACCGCGGGAACGGGCCAGAACGGCGGGAACAACGCCGAGGAUUGCGGACCUGGACGUGUCGUAACCGUCACCGAAACAGUCCAGGCUCCUGUUGCCACCGAGACCGGCGCUGACAUCACGGAGACGGCCGCUGCCACUGAAACCCCCGCCGCCUCAGCCACCGAAGAAGCCACCACCUCCCCGACUGCCCCCGAGCAGGAGCAGGCCACCACAGGUGGUGCCGCCGUCGGCGGUGUUCCUACCGCGAACCCCACCGAGGCAGUUCCCGUCUCGCGUGCCGGCGGCACGUUGAACCCCACUGCGGCCGCCAAGGCCCACGAGCUCGACGAGACGGCGACCCGCGCCUUCACCGCCGUCCAGAUUCGCUCUCCCCAGGGCCAGUGCCUCUUCGUCGACCCCACCGCGGGCGAUUUCAGGCAGAACCUCAUCCCCGUUCAGCUCGUCGACUGCACGGGCAGCCCCAACGAGCAGUUCGACAUCAUCACGGCCGGGAAGCAUAACAAUGCGAACGGCGCCGCGCUCAUCGUUAGCACCCUGACCAAUGGCUGCAUCAGCUUCGACGGCAGACGACCCGCGGGUGACACCGUCACCAUCUUUUCUUGCGGAGGGCGUGCCGCAGGAGGAGAAACCAACACUGGACAGCUUGUAUCCUUCAACGGGGAGACGGAGCUCGCCUUCGCUCCCGUCAGUGAGAACGGCCGAACCUGUCUGGUCGACGGCCAGGGCCGCGUCGAUUCCGCCGCUUGCUCGGGCAAUGCCUCCCAAGUAUUUACCAUUGUGGCGUGA